AUGUUCUAUUCACUCAAUUUCUCAUUUUGUAGGUUUGAUGUUAUAGACCGUGCUAUCUUACGACCUGGUAGAUUUGGUAAACAUCUUUAUGUUCCUCUUCCAAGCCUAGACGAGCGUGUAAAAAUAUUGAAAACUCUUGCAAAGGGUUAUAUUAUUGACGUCGGUGUGGAUUUGAAUGUCAUCGGAAGAAUGGAAGGUUGUGAAAACUUUAGUGGUGCUGAUCUUGCUGAAUUGAUGGAAGUAGCAGGGAUGGCUGCUCUCAUUGAAAAGUGGGACUCAACUGAGGAAACUAGUGUCACCAUCAAGACAUGUCAUUUUGAUGCAGCACUGAAAAAAAUGUCUCCCUCUGUAUCAGCCCCGCAAAGGCAGUACUAUCAACAUAUUUUCAAAGAGCCUUAA
Molecule: messenger RNA, 399 nt
Organism: Vicia faba (fava bean)
Lineage: Eukaryota; Viridiplantae; Streptophyta; Magnoliopsida; Fabales; Fabaceae
Source: the annotation of a GenBank genome assembly